GAGGCAGCGGUGGACUUUCAGGAGAUGGUGGGAGCGAAGCAGAGCGGUUGUGGAGGAGAGUACAGGUGUGGAGAAAACCAAAAGGCACCACCACCACUCUUCUUUGCAGUAUGUUCAGAUUGGGGACUAUGUACCGGCAGCAUCAGCAGAGCUAUAAGGUGACGCAAGAAACGGGACACUCAAUGUUGAGACGGGCCCGCCCUCAGGUGGUAAGGGGAGGUAUUCUCUUAACCGCAUCGUUGGUUAUGGGCUUCUGCAGCACAGAAGGGGAGAGAGGCUGAGCAGACAGAACUGGCCCUCUGGCAUUGGUCCCUCAGUCUGCAGGCCAAGGUGCUGGAGGCUAUGGGUCGCGGAGCAGCACCGGAAGCAGGAGAGGCUGGCCCAGGCUGCCCAGUUCUAUAGAGACCAGCUUCUGAGGAAAGGGGUGGCCCACGCCGCUCACAUGGGCAGCUUCUGCACCAACAUAGCACUUCACAGCCAGAAGCAGAGUUCUUUGCGGUGUCUCCAGGGGUGGUGUUGCAAUGGAAACAGACAGCAGUGAGGGUGGCGGUGCGUGCUUCCAGAUGACAACCACAAUGGCCUAGAGUUCUGCUGUACUCCCCGGUCAAAGAGCUGCUACCACCUGCAGCUCCUCUACCACCUCCAACCCAGGUCCCAGUGACAGCGAGCCUCCACCAUGCUGCAGCCUCCCUCCCCAUCAGUCCCAUACUGGCACGCCCAGCGCCCCCAUCUCAGUCUCCCAACAGCCCCACAUUAUGGAUCAGUAGACCAGACUGCCCCUCUCCUCAUUCAUGACCACCUACACUCAAACUAAGGUUGUAAUGCAACAAAAUAGGAAAAAACACCAAGGGGGAUGAAUAUUUUUGCAAGGUUGUAAGGCAACAAAAUAGGAAAAAUGCCAGGGGGGUGAAUACUUUUGCAAGCCACUGUAGCUAAGACUUGAAGAGGUGUUGAGAAGCUGGCUGCAGACGAGUGGAAGUGAGGGAGAGACUGCGGAGAGGAACACAAUCAGCCAAGGGCUGGAUGAGGUAAGACUUGAAGGGAAGAUGCUGCGGUCAUUGGUAUAUGUAAGGGCCACAAUGUCUUCAAGGCAGAGUAAUUAAGGAUUUAUAAACAAACAAUGGUGAUUAUGAAAAUAAAAAAAAUGGAGGAAAAAAAAGUAUACUGGCUAUUCACCAGUCCAUAAAGAACCAGAACCAAUCAUUGAAGUAAUACUUUUUUCAUUGGUUUCCUAUCCACUUAUAAAUGAAUAACUAAACUGAUGGCUUUGAUUUAGCAUGCAUUCCUCUGGAGGUGUCAUUUUCAUGUGAGCCAUAAAUCUUCAGCUAUGAAAACGGAGCAGUCAGAAUUUACAGCAAGUCAUGUAUAUAAUAACCAUGCCAUAUUGUGCAAUGAUUUUUCCCAUUUUGUGGCCAUUCCAGAUUCAUUUCCAGCUCUUUGUAUUGUUAUUGACAGAUGGAGUGUAUUGGCAGGCUGUCAGCUGAGCUGGCAGAGCAGAAGCCUGUAAAUAUCUUGCAUGCUGCCAGGAUCCACAGAGAGUGUUCUCCACAGCAGCACAGCCACAGGACAGGGACUGGGACUGGGACAGGCGGUUCUCAGCAGGCCUCCAGAGCAUAGGGCUACUGAGCAUUACUCUGUCCACCACACUAGAUGACAGACCGGACCAUGGUCGCCCCAGUGGUGUAAGAGAAUGACAUGUUGCCAUUCUCCACUGGUUGUUUUUUAUAGUAUAAAAACAUCAUUAUUCAAAAUAGAGGAAGAUGUAUGGAAAUUGUUCAAUUGAAGCUUUUGAAUUAAAAACCCUGAUCUUGGUGAUAAUCGGUUGGACUGAAAAAUAAUGGCAUAUGGCAAGGCAGCUGUUUGAUUUAUGUUUGCCUUGACUAUACUGUAAUAGCAUUUUUUUAUAUGUAUAAUGUUUUGGUGUUAGUACAUUUUAAUAAAAUAUUGGCUACAUGCCUAAUUAUGUUGGUAUUUUCUGCAUUAAACUUUGCAGUGCUGGACUGUUUUUCACAAAACUAUUACCAAAAUAAAUAUAACACUCGAUUUUUAUUAUUACAUAAUCAUGCAUUCAAUGUGUUCACCGCGAUAAGCCAAACAAACUGGAGGUGUGAGAUACUGGCAACUGUUCUACAGAUCUCAAACGCGUAAAAGUGCUUGGAUGCGGGUCGUCCGCGUGACGUUACAUGGAAAUAUUUUCCAGAUGCGCGCAGAGCAGUGGCGCAGAAUCCCCUAUUUUUUGGCUAUUUCGGAAGUUCUACGCUUGCACAAUAGUUUGAUUUCUUUAGGUCGCCUGUAGUAAUAAGAAAUCAUGUUGAAUUAUGAAGACGGAUUUCAGGACGAAUUGGAAGGGGUCCGCCAACCUCGCUGCGUAAAGUAAACUGCGUUUGGUUUGUUCAGCUCUUCAGUCCUUUUCAGAGACCAAAAUGAGGGCAAUGCAUGCCAUUCUAAUAAUUUUCAUCUGCCUUCACUAUAGUUGGGGUAAGAAGGUGCGCUGGUGCACGGUGUCUGAGCAGGAGCAGAAGAAGUGUGCUGAGCUGGCCAAGGCCCUGGUGGCAGUGUUGCCUCCUGCUGCUGUGGCAGCAUUCGCAAGGCUCUCCUGUGUCCUUGCCUACAGCACCACUGACUGCAUCAACAAGAUCAGGGCUAACCGUGCUGACAUAGUAACAUUGGAUGCAGGGGAAGUCUACACUGCAGUGAAGCAGUUUGGCCUCACUGCCAUUGCCAAGGAGAUCUACAGUGACGGAGGCUGUAUUCUGUCGGUGGCGGUGGUGAGGAACCGCACCCUGGACGUGCGCUCCCUGCAGGGCCAGAGAAGCUGUCAUACUGGGGCCCGCUGGACGGCAGGCUGGAGUCUACCCUUGGGCUUCCUGCUGUCCCGCAACUACCUGACCUGGGCAGAGGAGCAGCCACUCAGUCAGGCGGUCAGUGCCUUCUUCAAUGCCAGUUGUGUUCCUGGGGCGGCUGCCAUAGCACCUGGCCUGUGUACCCUGUGUCAGGGUCAGAAGUCCUACAUCGCCCAGCGCAACUUCCACUGUGAGACGGCACAUGGCGAACCCUUCUACAACAGCCAGGGGGCGCUCAGGUGUCUCAAGACUGGGGCAGGGGAUGUUGCUUUUGUGGACCAUACAGCCCUGGAGGGUAUUGAAGAGAGUGAGAGGGAGGAUUACCAACUGCUCUGUACUGAUGGUACCCGUGCGCCACUAAGCCACUAUGGGAGCUGCAACCUGGGAAGGGGACCAGGACAGGGCAUGGUCACUCGACUCAGUGUUCGUAAGAUCGCACGCAAGUUCCUGGCAGCAGCACAGAUGGCGUUUGGCCGGCGGGGUCGAGAGAGGCAACGUUUCCAGCUCUUUAACUCUGCUCCGUUCGGCGCCGCUGAUCUGCUCUUCAAGGAUGUCACAGAGAAGCUGUCCAUUCUAGAGGAUAACAAGGACAUCAGUCAGGUGCUGGGGCUGGACUAUGUGGCUCUCCUCAAAGGCCUUGGUCAUGAAGGAAGCUCAUUGGAGGACAGUGUUGUGCGUUGGUGCUGCAUUAGCCAUGCAGAACAGAAGAAAUGUGAGCAGUGGGCUCUCAGCAUUAAGUCAGACCCAUUGGUGUGUGUUAGAGCCAUCUCCAUGAGCGAUUGUGUCGAGAAGAUUAAGAGAGAUGAGGUGGAUGCGGUCUCGCUGGACGCCACACACGCAUUCAUCGCUGGGAAAUGUGGCCUUGUCCCCGUGGUAACAGAGUAUUAUGGGAAGACGUGCGUACCGGCUGAGGGAGGAGCUGAAAAAGCAGGCCAUUUAGAGACAGAUGUUUUGCCGUCCGUCGUUGGUGUGGCGGUCGUGAAGCGCUCCACCAGGGGUGUGUUCUUUGGGAACUUUGGGGGCAGGCGCUCCUGCCACGGCCACAUGUACAGCCCUGCAGGCUGGCUUCUGCCCUUUAGACACACCCUCAGCCUGGAACACAACAACACCUCUCCCUGCGAACCAAACCAAGUGUACAACGAGGUGUUCUGGAAGGGCUGUCUCCCUGGUUCUCAGGGAAACCUCUGUAAAGUGUGUAUGGGGGGCACUGGGGAGGCUGCCACCAAACGCUGUGCAGACAACCACAACGAGCGUUACUACGGCAACAUGGGGGCUUUGAGGUGCCUGGUAGGAGAUGCCAGUGGGAAGAGCUAUGGAGAUGUGGCCUUUGUUGAGCAGCACAAUCUAGAGAGCAACAUCCUCAGUCUGAGCCCCAGUGGGUGGGCGGAUGGGUGGCUGUCCUGGGACUUUGAGCUUUUGUGUGGGGAUGGCCGGCGGGAACCUUUAUCUGAAUGGGAGAACUGUAACCUAGGAGCCAUCCCACCCAACAUCAUCAUGACAAGACCUGUGCUCACUUCUCGCGUCUACGACUUCCUCAUGAAGUCACAGGAGACUCUGGCAUCCAACCCAGACACAGAAUUCCGUCUGUUUCAGUCCCAGCAGUAUGGAGAGAGUGAUCUGCUGUUUAAAGACGCCACCCAGUGCCUCAUCCACACCAGUCACCUGGACUACCGCACCAUACUUGGAGAUGAGUUCUACAGACUAGCAGAGACUGUCUUCAACUGCACACACUCAGACAUCUUGGAAUUUUGCAACCAGGACGUGUGCAGCAUAUUUUGAGCAACUGAGAGAAGAGAAAUCACAUGUUUCACAUUGACCUAUUGUGGAAGCCCUGACCAAAAUGUUUGCCAAAAUGUAAUAUUGUUUCUUGCUUCUUGUAAUUCCUCAGUCCACACCCACCUGAAUGUUAAGAAUAUAUAUAGAAUUGUCAGAUACAUUUCAAUGAAAGCUUCUUUCUUUUCAGCAAUAUGUCAUUUUUCAAACUUUUGGUAAUGUGUGCAGGGGUUCCAAAAGUAGGGUCUGUAGCAAAAUCUCUAAAUAUUAAAACAAAUAUUUUAUUUUUAUUUUAGAAAAAUUACUAUCUACAACAAAUUAAAUGGAUUUUGGACAAGGGAUCCGUGGAAAAAGUUGAAGUUACAAUACAAUGUCAUAUUCAUGUUCUUAGCCCUUAUAUGCACAACAUGGGCCUGUGAGGCUCACAGAUUGGUCUUCACAAUACUCCAUCAAUGAUCUUGUUCAACAGAAUUCUUCUUCUAUUCCGCCAAAAUUUGGUUUUGAACACAGUGCAUUAUUUUAAUAUUGCAAAAUGUGUAGAAUUGCAAGAAAUUAGCUUUAAACCGGUAUGGUAUUGCCAAGGUCUGGACAUGCACUGUUUUAGUCAACGUAAAACUGCUUGUAUGCUAUUUUUAAUGCCGUCUACAGUAGGAGUUUUAUUCUGAUGAGGGCGACUGAUGCAUUUGCUGACACGAAAUGGGUCCCCGACGCAAACAAAGUUUGGGAACCCACUUGUGUACCACACACACUGAGCUAUGUACGUUGGUAAAUUCCACCGGACUACAAGUCCCAGCGUGCAUAGCGGGGGUUGCCGUUCUUCGUUACACUGGUAUUUCCUGUCGCUCUUUUUCGUAAGAGUUGGCUGCCUGCUACACUGUCGGCUGUUUAUUCAAUCAAACGUGUACCUCGUGCCAUUGUAAGGUACGUUACAUGACGCUUAAUUUUAUUACUACUUACAAUGUCUAAUUCAUGCCUUUUUGUGGUUCUAUGCUUCUUAUCGUAUUUACUCCACGUAACCUUGUUACUGAUGACAGGAGUUCAAAUGGUGAGCCAGAACUUGUACACAAAUCAGCCUUGACAAAAAGUCGAAUACCGUAAAAGACUAAAUGAACAAUGACUGUGUCAGAUAAAGCUAGAUACAUAUAAUUAUUGCUUGGUGACCAUAAUUAUAUUAUUUUAAAUAAAAGAUGUGACAAGCUUGCGAGGAAGCAUCA
Molecule: messenger RNA, 5830 nt
Organism: Oncorhynchus mykiss (rainbow trout)
Lineage: Eukaryota; Metazoa; Chordata; Actinopteri; Salmoniformes; Salmonidae
Source: RefSeq, a predicted model, not a curated record